AUGAACGUGCUCCGAUCCCGAUCCGCUCUUCCCCGACCCGCCAGAUUACUCCAAUCUACCUCCGCCAUCACCAAGAGAGGUUACGCAUCCAAAGAUGUCGUCUUUGGAAACGAUGCCAGACAAGGAAUGUUGAAAGGUGUUGAUAUCCUUGCUAAAGCUGUCAGCGCUACUCUCGGUCCAAAGGGAAGAACCGUCAUCAUUGGCCAAAGUUUCGGUGGACCAAAGAUCACCAAAGAUGGUGUGUCUGUAGCUAAAGCUAUCACCCUCAAAGACCCAGUAGAGAACCUAGGUGCUCGUCUCGUUCAAGAUGUUGCCUCCAAGACCAACGAUACCGCUGGUGACGGUACUACCACCGCUACUGUCCUUGCCCGAGCUAUCUACUCUGAAGGUGUGAAGAAUGUCGCUGCUGGUUGUAACCCCAUGGACCUUAGGCGAGGUGCUCAGAAGGCUGUUGACAAGGUUCUUGAGGUCCUUGAGACUAACAAGCGAGUCAUCACCACCAGCGAGGAAAUUGCACAAGUCGCCACCAUCUCCGCUAACGGUGACACUCACGUUGGUGCUAUCAUCGCCCAAGCUAUGGAGAAAGUCGGUAAAGAAGGUGUGAUUACCGUCAAGGAGGGUCGAACCAUUGAAGAUGAGAUCGAGAUCACCGAAGGUAUGAGAUUUGACCGAGGAUUCCUUUCACCAUAUCUCAUCACCGACGCCAAAAAUCAACGAGUCGAGUUGGAAAAACCCUUCGUCCUCCUUUCCGAGAAGAAGAUCUCAGCUUUACAAGAUAUCUUGCCAUCUUUGGAAAUCGCCGCUCAGACCAGACGACCAUUAUUGAUCAUUGCUGAAGAUGUCGAUGGAGAAGCUUUGGCCGCUAUCAUCUUGAACAAGCUCAGAGGUCAACUCUCAGUCGCUGCUGUCAAGGCACCAGGUUUCGGUGACAACAGGAAAUCAAUCUUGGGUGAUAUCGCCAUCUUAACUGGUGGUACCGUCUUCACCGAUGAGUUAGAUGUUAAACUCGAUAAAGCCACCCCUGAUCUUUUCGGUUCUACCGGUUCAGUCACCAUAACCAAGGAAGAUACUAUCAUCCUCAAUGGUGAAGGUGACAAGGCCAACAUCCAAGCUAGAUGUGAGCAGAUCAGAGGUGUCAUCAACGAUGCUACCACUAGCGAUUACGACAGGACCAAACUCCAAGAACGAUUGGCCAAGUUGGGUGGCGGUGUGGCUGUCAUCAAAGUUGGUGGAUCAUCUGAAGUUGAGGUCGGAGAGAAGAAGGACAGAUACGACGAUGCUCUUAAUGCUACUCGAGCGGCUGUCGAGGAGGGAAUCGUCCCAGGUGGUGGUACCGCUCUUUUGAAAGCUUCCAUUCAACUUGAUAACCUCAACGUUGACAACUUCGACCAGAAAUUAGGUGUAUCCAUGAUCCGACAAGCUAUUCGACGACCCGUCCGAACCAUCGUCGAGAACGCAGGUGAAGAAGGAUCAGUAGUCGUUGGUAAAUUAUUAUCCGAGGAAUUCUCAUCGCAAGACAAGUUCAACUGGGGAUACGAUGCUGCCACCUCUCAAUACAGAGAUAUGAUCUCUGCUGGUAUCCUUGAUCCUCUCAAGGUAGUCAGGACAGCUUUGGUUGAUGCCUCAGGUGUGGCCAGUUUAUUAACUACAUCUGAAGCUUGUGUGGUCGAUGCUGAGGAGAAGACCCCUCCUCCUGGUAUGGGAAUGGGAGGAGGAAUGGGAGGUAUGCCAGGUAUGGGAAUGAUGUAA
Kwoniella botswanensis is the source of this 1749-nucleotide messenger RNA. RefSeq names its product heat shock protein 60, mitochondrial. Lineage: Eukaryota; Fungi; Basidiomycota; Tremellomycetes; Tremellales; Cryptococcaceae. The record is from RefSeq and is a predicted model, not a curated record. Gene Ontology annotation, molecular function: protein-folding chaperone binding; ATP-dependent protein folding chaperone; ATP binding. The transcript is spliced from 5 exons. Gene Ontology annotation, biological process: protein refolding; protein import into mitochondrial intermembrane space; apoptotic mitochondrial changes. Bases 1 to 1749 code for a protein of 582 amino acids. Gene Ontology annotation, cellular component: mitochondrial inner membrane; mitochondrial matrix.